This is a messenger RNA of Rotaria sordida, 822 nucleotides long. Lineage: Eukaryota; Metazoa; Rotifera; Eurotatoria; Philodinida; Philodinidae. The record is from the annotation of a GenBank genome assembly.
AUGAGUAGUAAUUCAAAUGAUGUCUUUGGUGAUUUUGCUAAUUUUUUUAAACAACUUUUUGCAUUGGAUACACCCGAUCAAAUAGGUACAUUUUUUCAACAAUAUUGGUAUGUUUGGUUAAUCAUAUCGAUAGGUGUUGUUGCACUUAUUGUAGUGAAUACACUUAUAUGUUGUUACUUCUGUCAUCAUCGAAAAUUAAAUGAAAUUGAUCCAAAAACAGGUGAAAAACGUUUACAUAAUAAAGAUUGGGGUAUUGCCAAACCAACACAAACAUUAUUUGUACCAAUUGAACGAAAUUCACAAGAAGAUGUAGAAAAUCCAUUAAUGAUUGAUGAUUAUGAUGAUUCAAAAUUUUCUGUUGAAGCAUUAAUGUCACAUAAUGCAUAUCGUAUACAACAUGGUGCACCACCAUUACAACAAAAUGAAUAUUUAAAUAAAGCAGCAACAGAUUGGGCACGUCAAUUAGUUAACAUGAAUCAACUUAAGCAUAGUCCUGAUCAAUGGAGACGUUAUAAAGGAUCAGUAUUAGGUGAAAAUUUAGCUUAUUUUAUUGGACCUGUACUUAAAGGUGAUCGUCUUACUGAAACAUGGUAUCGAGAAUCCCAGCGACAUGAUUUUAAUGCUGAUUUACAAGAAAAUAGUCUUCAUUUUUCACAAUUAGUUUGGAAAAGUACAAAAGAAGUUGGUUUUGGUCGCUGUCAAACACAAGAUAAAAAACAAUGGUAUGGUGUUGCACUUUAUUAUCCACCUGGUAACUUUCCAAAUCAAUAUGCAGCAAAUGUACAAGCUUUGAGUCCACUUGAAGAGUAUCGUCUUGCUUAA